AUGUCCAACUUUGACGUGGAUAUCGGUGCAAUGGACGAAGUGAUAUUCAGACUCCAAGGCAUAGUUAGCGACAAGAUGCUACCACCAAUGGCAAAGCCUGCUUCCCGCGACAGAACGGUCAAGCAACAACCAUAUUUACGUACCGCCAUUGCUAUCACGGGACUCGGAGACAUUGUGUUCAAUAAGGUGAUGGAAAAGCUAGAAGAAGUUUUCCUCCGUUUUGCAAACAAUUUUCCCGCGGACAGCGUCAGCGGCUAUGACCCAGUUCUUCACAAAGACACGGGUUUCAAUGUUUUCCAUGCGCAUAGCCAAUAUUUCACGAAGUUUCUUCGUCGGGAGAUACUUCCUGACGGAACAGCCAGAUAUUAUUCUUAUAAUCCUGCCUCCAUACAAAUUGGAAACAUUGUCGAGAUCAGUGUUGCCUUUGUUGCAUUUCCUGCCCAAGGAAACAAGUACAAAUUUGUUGUCGCUCUUCGCGGAAUACUUGCCUUGGACCAGGAGGCAAGAGAGAAAGCUGAUAUUCUCAGAAUGCGGUCGCGCUAUACUCCAGCGAAAAGACAGGUUGCUGUUUUGUGUAGGACAAAGAGGCAGCUGUACAAAGGUCAGAUUGACAUUGAAGACACGCAACAGAGGAUGGCACGUAUGCGCUUAAAUGAGGACACAGUCCACAAUAGCAAUACUAUGUCCCAAGAUUAA
Messenger RNA from Psilocybe cubensis, 696 nucleotides. RefSeq lists its product as uncharacterized. The record is from RefSeq and is a predicted model, not a curated record. The coding region runs from base 1 to 696 and encodes 231 amino acids. Lineage: Eukaryota; Fungi; Basidiomycota; Agaricomycetes; Agaricales; Agrocybaceae. The transcript has 5 exons.